CUGAUCAAAGAGUUUCAACAAGGGUGCCAAAGAAACAAAACGGAAGCACCACAACGAAGGCAGAGAUUUGGAUUUCGAGGUGAAUUCAAAAGAAACAGGUGAAGAAACCAAAUCAAUAUUCCCCAAGAUAGCGAUCAUCAUUUAAUGUCUUAAGAGUGAAGCCCAAUUAACUUCAUUCUCCCUGGCAAUAAAUGCUAAUAUACGUGGGUUAUUCAAGGGGAUCGAAGCAUGGUGAUCUCAUUUUCACGCACAACAUAAAAGAAGAGGUGUGGAAAUGUCCAAAACACCCCUCAAAGCGUCGUAGGAACGGAGUCUGCCCCGUUUGCCUCAAGGACCGCCUCGUCAUUCUCUGCCCCGACUGCGCUAACGUGCGCCCCUGCUCUUGCGCCGCCGCCGCCGCCACCACUUCGUCUUCUUCAUCCUCCGACGGACAGCCGAACUUAUUACGACGGUCUGGAUCCGCCGGGAUCAACUUUCUCCGGUUCAGUUACGCUCGCUCUUUCUCCGGCCGGAAGAACCCGACGGCGACCGGGAAGAGCAAGACGCCGUCGUUUUGGUCGAUCGUCUUGCCGUCGAGCAAGAGCAUGAAGGAACCAGGAGUAUAGGGAAAACGGUUACCGGGACGAGAAAAUCGCGGAGUUCACGCGGCUAAUGAUGAGAUCGAGAUCGGGUUCGGAAAUUGUAAACAGGGUGGAGGGUGGCAAUUUCCCGGCCAGACGAAGAUUUCCCGGCAUUCCAAGCCGGCGAAAGUGGUUCAAGAGCGUUAACCGUCGACCGUCGUGUAAUGUUUGACUACUGCUUUGGUUAUACAGAGCAUAGUUUCUUCUUUUCGGAUUGGUAUUUCUAUACUUUUUUUUAACAAGUUACUCCGUAUAUAAUUUAGGGGUUAUAGUACUAAAAUAUACCGAGUAUCAUAUAUUUUUAUUUCUCAAUCUAGUAUUAUUAUUCAAUGUCCAGUGUACAUUACUCAAGUAAAUUUGAACUAAUACU
Molecule: messenger RNA, 990 nt
Organism: Cuscuta campestris
Lineage: Eukaryota; Viridiplantae; Streptophyta; Magnoliopsida; Solanales; Convolvulaceae
Source: the annotation of a GenBank genome assembly